AUGGUGACAGAUGUGACAGCUGACCUGUGCCUGCAGGUCAGAUUUGAGGAUGCGAAGACCGUGAAGCUUGAAGAUGGCCGCAUGGUCACUGAAUUUGACGCACGAUCGACGGCAGAGCGGAUUUGGGUGCUUGCCGGUGGUGUUCUGGCCAAUGUUGCCGUCGCUUGGUCUUCUCUGCUAGCUGGCGCCCUGGUAGCUGGAGUUCCGACGAAGGACUUGCUUCCCGGUAUCCGCAUCUCAGCUGUGGAUGACGAAGCAUUUGCACGAACCGGCUUGAAAGCUGCUGACGUGUUGCUUCGCAUUGGAGGUUUAGACCUGAACUUCUCCGGGGCCGAGGUACGUCAGACGGUGGCUUUCAUUAACCAGCUUCCUGCCGGAAGGCCCGUCGAGAUGCUCGUACAACGGGGCACUGAGGAGGUCCUCCUGACUGCAAACACCAUCACCGACCCGAACACCGGGUUGCAAAGGCUUGGCGUGAUGAUCGAAACCAACUCGCAGCGGGUCCUGGCUAAAGCGGAAGGCUUCUCGGAAGCCGCAGGUGUGGCGACAGAUGUACUCACCAAGCUUCUGGAUGAACAGGUCAAAGCUCUCGAAGGACUCUUUACAGGCAUGGGGCCUGGAGAAAUGGUAGGCCCGGUUGGCAUCGUAAAGCAGGGCGAGGAUCUGAUGGCUGCCGAAGGCUUGCUUGGGAUCUUCAUCUUCUUUGUAACUGUGAAUCUGAACUUGGCUUUCAUCAAUGCUUUGCCUUUGCCUGCGCUGGAUGGUGGGAAGGCGCUUUUCGUCCUGGCCGAGCAGGUUAGUGGGCAGCGCCUGGACGAGAACAAGAAGCAAGACGUGGAGUUGGCCUUCCUGCUUCUCGUUGUCCUCGGUUUGGGCAGUGUCACUAUCAAGGAUGUCGGCCAUCUUUUCGAGAGCAAGUGA
Messenger RNA from Symbiodinium sp. CCMP2456, 921 nucleotides. The record is from the annotation of a GenBank genome assembly. NCBI's taxonomy places the organism in Eukaryota, Dinophyceae, Suessiales, Symbiodiniaceae.